Messenger RNA from Nannizzia gypsea CBS 118893, 2283 nucleotides. RefSeq lists its product as hypothetical. The record is from RefSeq and is a predicted model, not a curated record. The transcript has 2 exons. Lineage: Eukaryota; Fungi; Ascomycota; Eurotiomycetes; Onygenales; Arthrodermataceae. Bases 1 to 2283 code for a protein of 760 amino acids.
AUGUCUGCGUCGAAAUUAGAAUGUUGUUGUGGGAGGGGUGAUUGUGCGUAUCUUGAGCAUAAUUCAGCUGCUCUGGCGGAGUUGGAACGGGAUGUGGAAACUGCUGCACGGCUUGGUCAGGCUCUACUUAACCGUCAUGAAUCCUACAAAGUCGAAGCUGAGAGCACCCGAGACCGGAUGACCGCAGAGAUGGAGAAACUGCAAACGAGCAAGAAAGAGACAGAAGCUGAAAAUGCACGGAUAGUAGAAGAGAACCGUGGCCUACUUGACCAGCUGGAAAAGUUGAACCAGCUCCUUAUCGAAUCGGACGCGCAGGUUAGGACGUUGACUACAACGUUACAGAGUACCCAGCUGGAAGUCAGACGUUUGUCAUCUUCUACCAAACGUGUUGAGCAGCUAGAGGAACAACUGCUUGAGCUGGAGAACGAGCAAGCUAAGCUGGAGGACACUCUCAUCCUGACCCAGGAAAGCGAGAGUGCGGCAAUCCAGCGAUGGAGGAAAGCCGAGUGUGCGCUCGGUGAUCUACAUGAUCAAGUUGAUCGGAUCGAAAGGGAGGCCAGGAAGGAGCGUGAGAGGCAUGUCGAGCUUGUCGGAAGGCUAGAAAGACGACGGAUGGUCGAAAGAGAGCUGGAUACAGCUGCUGGUCGAAUUAAAGGCGCUGCGGCUACUGCAUCACUAUCGCGGAACGGAAACGGAACGAACGUGGUAUCUCAUUUCGUGCGGGACAUAUUGAAGGAUAACGCAAAUCUCCAGCAAUGUGUUACCGAGUUGAAAGAGAUGCUUCAUAACUCAAAUGAGGACGUCAAAUAUCUACGCGAGCAACUUCUACUUAACCAGCCCCUUGACACCAGUACUGGCGAGGAGCAUACCUACGGCAACCUUGUCCCCCUCAGUGAGGAACUCGAAGAGGACAAGAUACCAGAUCAAAUGCCACAGGAAAUCCAUGUUCAUCAUCACUUCCAUAAUCAAAUCGUAACACCAAGAAAGGAAAAGGCGAUCCCCAUACAUCGACGCCAGCGGAAAAGACGGCCUGUCUUGCCUCCAACUCUCCAUGAAAAUCCCUCCCGGGCACCUCCAAUGUCACAGGCCAUGCACAGGCCCACCAAUUCAGCGUCGUCCGUUGCUAGCGCCUUUUCCCAAGCUUCAUCUUCGCUCCCAGGACCAGGGUCUGCCCUGUCCUCGAUACCCAGCUCACCGCUUUCAGGUUAUAGAUCGUCGUCUAUCUUUGACCGCCAUGAUUCGGGCUUUGAAUCUUCGCGUCCCACUAGUCCGGAGAGCGUAAUAUUUUCGCCCCCACUAUACAGCAAACAGAGCCAUCGUCCGAGACUUUCGGACGCCUCAUUCCGUUCCAUUAACGAAACCGAUGAGCUCGACAGGACUGCAUCUUCUUUUCCAUCAGCUGAAGAAGUAACUAGCUCACAGCCUGAUAAAGACGAGAACCAGCCGCUCGGCUGUAAUAGAGCGGAAAACGGUACUGUUGAGGAAAUACCCAACUCACAUCAAGAGUAUGACGGCGAAAAUAUAUGCUCAUCGAAGUGUGAUGAUUCAGCGAAUGGUCCUGGCGAUGAAGUGGCAUAUGACCUCAACUCAUCCAUCCAGCCACUAGAUGACACUGCAGAAGUCCAUACUAGCACCCCGAUUCAGUCACCAAAACUUUCUCGCCAACUUCAUCGCUCCAAUUCCCACGAGAGCCUUUUGUCUAUCUCUGGCAUGGAUUUACACACCACAAGCAAACACCCUGCCUUGGCUUUACGAGGCGCCCCUAGUUUCUUCCCAAGGCCUCCAAAGCGCGUCUCGAACACCAGCAUAAUGUGGCCAUCCCCCUCACCAAUAAUCUCGAAGACGAAUGCAGUCGUACCCAAGGCAUCUUUGACCGGGGAGCAGACUUCGGUUUCCUUACUAUACUCAGUUGUAUCGUCCAACACGAGAGGAAACCUUCGUGCUGUAUCCGACAGUGCCUCCCAAAUCCACAGCGAUACCGCUUCCACCAUUUCAGCUUUGUCAGAUUCUACCAUCCCCUCGAAAGCCGGAGUACCUGCUCGAAAUAUUGGCAUCAGAAAGCGCAUGGGCACCUGGGUACGAGGAAAGUGGUCCAUAAACGCAGUGGACGAACCAGACAGCAUUGUUUCCUCGCUGCCGACAGGGUCUUUGGUAGCAAGACCGCCGGGGGUUAAUCAGAGCGGCCCUAUUCUUGGCCUACGUCCUCCUCCGCCCGCGCCAGUAUCACUUCAUCCGGAAAACCUCAAUCACGACCUACUUCAAGAGACUCUACUUGAGGAGUAA